AUGGCCAUGCUGGUGCCAGCAGGGGACGGGGCUGUGGCACUGGUGGCACUGGAGGCAGUGGCACUGGUGGUGGAGGUGGCAGUGCUGACAGUGGCUGUGGUGACAAUGGUGACAAUGGUGACAAUGGUGACAGUGGUGACAGUGGUGACAAUGGUGGCAUUGGUGACAGCAGUGACUGCUGAUAGCUGUGACAGCAGUGGCAAUGGUGACAGCGGUGGCAGCGGUGGCAGUGGUGGCAGUGGUGACAGUGGUGGCAGCAGCGACAAUGGUGACAGCAGUGGCAGCAGUAGCAGCAGUGACAGUGAUGACAGCGGUGACAAUGACAGCGGUGGCAGCGGUGACAAUGACAGCGGUGGCAGCAGUGAUAGUGGCAGUGGAGGCAGUGGUGAUGGUGGCAGUGGUGACAGCGGUGGCAGUGAUGGCAGCAGUGACAAUGACAGCGGUGGCAGUGGUGACAGUGGCAGUGGUGAUGGUGGCAGUGGUGACAGCGGUGGCAGCGGUGACAAUGACAGCGGUGGCAGUGGCCGCGCAUGCCGCCACAUCUACAGCAGAGGGCAAUCACGCGAAGGCAAAGCCGCUCCUCGGUGGGAGCCGGGACACGAGUGA
Messenger RNA from Cyanistes caeruleus (blue tit), 606 nucleotides. Lineage: Eukaryota; Metazoa; Chordata; Aves; Passeriformes; Paridae. The record is from RefSeq and is a predicted model, not a curated record.